AUGUUUUAUAGUUUUUCUAAAAUUUUAAUAUUUUUUGCUUUUGUGCAUCAAAUUAAUGCGGAAUAUUAUUCCUCUGUGGUGGGUUUAGAGAACCUUCUAAACAUGGAAGAGAAUUUUAUCACUGCAGUGGAAAAUUAUAUCAGUGAGGUGCAAAAAGUUCAAAAGAAAAUUGAGAGUUUUCUGGACGAAACCCAAUUGGAACAUAAGAAAAUUAAUAAAAGUGAAAAUUACUAUGGCGAGCCCAUAAAUGCUUUUAGUCUCAUAAAGAGACUGGUGGUGGACUGGAAGCAUUACAAUGAACUCAUAGCCAUGGAACCGGAAUUUAAUGAAUUCAAUAACAACAUAACAAAGUUGGAAUCGAACUACACUAAAGCUACAGAUAAAGAUUUGGAAGGAGCAGCCCGUGGCUUGUCACGUUUACAAAGCAUGUAUCAAUUAGAUACCAAUGAAAUAGCCAAGGGUUAUCUACUCAAUGACAAAUACAGUGAAGAUUUGACAGCCCAUGAUUGUUAUAUUAUGGCGGUCGGUCUAUAUAAUUCCAGUGAGUUUUUGCCAGCCAGUGAAUGGUUUCUAGAGGCUCUACAGCAAUUGGAUGAUGUACUUAGGGAAGGUGAAGUGGAUCCCAUGGACAGUUUUCCGUUUAUAUCGUAUGUGGAUAUAUUGGAAUAUUUACAUGUUGCCUUAUUUUAUGCUGGCAAUUUCAAAUUGGCUAGAUAUAUGAAUCAACAGCUAUUACACUAUGAUCCAGAAAAUCGAAUUGGUUUGUCCAAUAAGGAAUUAUUUGAAAAGGCGGUGAUAGAAGAAAGGCGGCAAAGGUCAAUCAAAACACAACCAAAGAAAUCUGAACUAAAUACUUUAUACACUCAAGUAUGUAGCGGGGAAUUGACACAAACCGAUGCUGAAAUGCGCCAUUUACGCUGUCGCUAUGUUACCAACAAUGUGCCCUACUAUUUUAUAGGACCCUUUAAAAUGGAAGAACUUAAUCAUGAACCCUUCGUGGCAUUCUAUCAUCAAACUAUAUAUGACACAGAAAUCGAACAGAUUAAGAAAGCAGUUGAUACUAAAGUGGUGAGAUCGAAAAUUGGAAAUCAUCAGUAUUCGGAAAAACGCACGAGUAAACAGUCAUGGCUGUAUUGGGAAAAACAUGAGUUUUUGAAAAAAUUGUAUCAACGAUUAGAGGAUAUAACCGGUUUGAAUAUGGACACAUCAGAGGCAAUGCAAGUGGCAAAUUAUGGUAUUGGCGGUCAUUAUGGGCCACAUUAUGAUUUUUCAGAGGAUCCCAAAACUCUGUUUGGUAAAGAUGAAAAUCGUAUAUUAACGGCCAUGUUUUAUAUCAAUGAUGUUGAAUUGGGUGGUGCUACCGCUUUUCCUUUUCUACAUUUAGCUGUGCCUCCCAUCAAACACAGUCUGGUGUUGUGGUACAAUCUGCAUGAGUCCACCGAACUUGAUUACCGUACCAGACAUGCUGGCUGUCCGGUCUUAAAGGGUUCAAAAUGGAUUUGCAAUGAAUGGUUCCGCGAUGUGGGUCAGGAACUCAAACGUUCUUGUGGCCUUCAACCGGUGGGCGACAAAUACAAACAUUUAUAUUAUAUAGCUUAG
Molecule: messenger RNA, 1599 nt
Organism: Calliphora vicina (urban bluebottle blowfly)
Lineage: Eukaryota; Metazoa; Arthropoda; Insecta; Diptera; Calliphoridae
Gene: PH4alphaSG1
Product: prolyl-4-hydroxylase-alpha SG1
Exons: 8
Coding region: 1-1599 (532 amino acids)
Biological process (GO): peptidyl-proline hydroxylation to 4-hydroxy-L-proline
Cellular component (GO): endoplasmic reticulum
Molecular function (GO): L-ascorbic acid binding; iron ion binding; protein binding
Source: RefSeq, a predicted model, not a curated record